AUGACCAAUCACAAAUAUGCUUACAAAAAAAUUGCAAACGUUUUUAAAAGGUUUAUAAGAUUUUCCAAAUGGGACGAAAUUCAAAAAUAUGAAGAAUGUUUGAAAUCUUUGGGAAAUCAUGAAAAACGUAUACGUAUUGAUAUAAAUGGGAAAAAUAAAAAAACAACAAAAUAUUUUUUUGAUAAAAAUAAAUAUAUAUAUGUUAAAAAUAAAAAUGAUAUUAAAUUAUUUGAUAAAAAAAAUGCGGGGAAAUUUCACAAUGUUCUAAAUAACCCAGAGGUGGGCAAACUUCCUAUCUGCUCUGAAAAAAAUGAAAAAAAAUCGGAAAAACACUAUGCUACAAUAAUAAAUACAGAAAAAAAUUGUAAUAAUAUAAAAUCGAAUAACACUAUAUAUGAUUUAAAUAAAAGUGGAAUAACAACAAAAAAAGAAAGACAACUUGAAAGAUAUUUCAAAAAUUUUAAAGACAUAUAUGAUUUAACAAAAGAUGAAAUUAUAUAUAUGAAAUUUAUUGAAAAGAUAAAAAUAAAACAUAUAUUUUCUCUAAUAAAUAAUAUAAGAAAAAAUAUAUAUAUCGAAAAAAACCAAGAAAAACAUAUUUUAAAUUGUAUUUAUAAAUAUUUAAGUUAUCAUUGUUAUGCUAUGAGACUUAAUGAAUUUCUUUUUUUUCUUUUUAUAUUUCCACAAAAUAUAAAAUAUUCAAAUAAAGUUAUUUAUUAUUUGUCCAAUAUAAUUAACAAAAAUCAAAUAAAUAUGAAUACGUUCAUAAAUUUAAUAGAUGAAAUUAAUUUAUUUCAUAUUAACAUGCACAUUAAUCAGAUAUACAUAGAUUAUCUAGUUAGAAAUAUACACAAAAUAAAUAUUUAUAAUGUUUUUUAUUUACUAACUAAAGGUUCUUAUAUAUUUUUAGUCUUACCUACAAAUGAAAAUUCAUCUACAACUCAGUUAAAUAACCAAAAUCUUUUGUUUAAAAAAAAAUUAUUACAAUUAUUAAAUGAACAAGCUAGCUAUCCAAAUUUUGAAGAGAUAAAAAUGGAAUAUUUAAAUUUUUUAUCUUACAAUUCUGAAAAUUAUAAUUUUUAUUUACACAUUUUUUUUAAUGAUGUAUAUAUUAGUUUAUACAAAAAUAUUAUUCUUCAUAAUUUUAAUAAAAUCAUUAAAAAAAACCCAAAAGAUAUUGAUUUUUUUAAACGUAUAGUUGCAUUACCUUCAUUCAAUGUUAGUAUAAAUCACAUUAACCAAUUAUUAUUAAAUAGUUUAAAUGACAUGAACGUGUCAGAAAAAAAUGUACAAAAAGAGAUAUGCCAAAAUUCUAAAAUAAAAAUAUUCCCUGAUUUUAUUUUAGAAAAAGACAAGCAAAAUGAUCAUUCAACAAUGUAUACCCACCAAAAAAAUAAUGAUAUAAAAACUGAAAAUACCAUAAAUUUCAAAAAAGAAAAUAAUUUGGAAAACAAAAAAUUAAUUAAAAAUAAUUCCAAAAUAAUAGAUCAUAACAAUACACAAUGGAAUAAAUCCAACAUGUCGAAUUUAACUAUAAAUAGCCAUACACUAGAACAAAAAAAAAAAAUGUCUCUUUUUUGUUCUCCCUCUGAUAAAAUAAAAAGUCCAAAUUAUAGCGAGGUAAAAGAAAAAUAUAAAAUACCAACAAAAAUAACGGAUAAAAAUAUUAAAAUUUUUCUAAAAUUUUUAAAAAUUACAAAUUCACAAAAACAAGAAUAUAUAAACAAUACUAUUAUAAAUAAUCAAAAAAAUAAUAUAUAUAAUACAAUGUUAUCUAUGAAUAAAAUUGCAAAAAACGAAAAAAAUAUAUCAUUUCCAAAAACAUUUCUCAGUUUUUUUGAACAAUGGGAAUAUAUAAAAAAAGGUUAUAUCGAAGAUUCAGUCAAUAAAAAUAACGAAAUGAAAAUAAUGCCAAACAUAAUAUCUUUUGAAGCUGAAAAUCAAUCACAUUCCCCAACCCUUAUCUAUAAUAAAGAAAAUAAAAAAGACAUACAUUAUAUUACCCCAAUACAAACAAAUAAAAAUUGCAAUUCAAAAGAUAUAUCUCUUAUUCAUAAAGAAUCUAAAAUAAAAAAAAGAAAUAUAAUACAAGAAAAAAUAACUUCACGUUUUUUUCAACACAAUAAAAAUGAAGAAAAUAAUGAUAAUUUAUGUCCGUCUAAAAGUCAAAUAUUGUUUCAUAAUGAAAUUGCUGUAAAAGAAAAAAUACAUGAAUUAAUAAAUAACAUUUAUUUGAAUCCGCAAAUUCAAAAAAAGUUUUAUCAUAAGUCUCAAAUAAAUUAUAUUUCAAAAUUUUUUUUUUAUGUUUGUAAAUCAUAUGAAAUAUAUAUAAAGAAUUCAUAUAAGGAUAUGGAAUCGAAAGAAUAUAAAUUAUUAAAUGAUAAAUUUGAAAUUAUUUUUUAUGAAAUAUUUACUUAUCUUUUAAAAUCUUUAAAUCUUAUAAAUAUCUCAAAUCAUUUAUAUUUAUUUAUUUCCCUUUCAAAAUAUAUAAAUCUUAAUGAGUUUAAUUCUUUAAACCUGAAUAAACAAAAUAGACAUUUAUUAAAUUUAAAAAGAAAAAAUAAAUUUGUUAAUAUUUUAUAUGCAAUUCAUACAAUUCGAAAAUACCAGUAUGAAGGUGUUAAAGAUAUAUUGCACGAUAAAGAUAAUGAUAGAUACUUAAUUUUCAGAACUCUUUGUGAUGAAAAAAACAAUGAAAUUUUUAAUUUAUCAACAAAUGUAGACAGUGAAAAUAUAUAUAUUAAAAAAAAUCAUAAAAAUCUUCAGAAUGUAAUCCUUGAAAAUUUUGAUAUAGACAAUGUAUUUUGCUCAAAAAAUAAAAAUAUGAGCAAUGCAUGUAAAAGUGUAAAAAUAAAAAAAAAUUAUACAUUACCUGACUGUUCAUAUAAAAAUGAUAUAAAUAAUAUGAACAUAAGUAUAUCAAAUAUGUUAGAGAAGUAUCCAUUAUUCAGCAGUUUUAAUUAUAUACUAAUUUUUUUGAACAAUUAUUUAGAUUCAAAUAAAUUCAAUCUUAACAGUUUUUUAGUUAUUAUAUUUUAUUUAGAAAAAAUUAUCCCCUCUUCUUUAGUUCAUCUUUAUCAUAUAGAAUCUAUAAUAUAUAAAAACCAUCAAAAAUUUAUUAACAAAUAUUUUUAUAUAUUUAACGGGUUAUAUAAUAGCCAAACAAAAAUUCUUAACAAGUCAUAUGCAAUUCAAAUAAAAAAAAAUUAUAUUCAAUUAGUUAAUGAUUGUAUACCUUUACAAAUUUUAAGACAAAUUUCAGAAUCAGGACAAAAGAAAAAUCAGGCAUACAACCAUAGAUGCAAUAUAUUUGAUAAUAUUGAAAAUAUAUUCAAAAAAAAAAAAAAUAAUUAUUAUUUUUUUAAUUCACCAGAUAAUACAAUAAAAUUCUUUUUCUUAUAUAGCCAAAAUAAAAUAUAUCACUCAUCUAUAUAUUAUGAUAUAACAAAACAUUUGUAUAAAUUUAAUAUAAAUAAUAUAGAUAAUAAUAUAGCUUUUCUUAUUUUUUCUGUUUUAAUUCAAUGCAAACACAUUUAUAAACCUUUUCUAUUUUCACUUCUUAAUCUUAUUCUAAAUUUAGAGCAAAAAAAUUAUCGAAGCAAUUUGUAUAUUUUAUCGGCGAUUUUAUUAAUGUUAAUAAAUCAGUGUAAAAUUAAAAAAAAAAAUAAUAAAAAAACUCACACAAAUUAUGUUUAUAUAAAAACAAAGUUCUCAAAAAUCAAUUGGAAAUAUUUUUUCCCUAUCCAUAUUUUUGUUUCAAGAAAUAUAAAAUUUAUUUCAGAUCAGUUUAUAAAGACAUUUGAAUCAAAAAUCACAUCCGACUAUCAUAUAUUUUGUCGAAAUAAAGAAAAUGAAAAUAGUUUAAACACAAGGUCCCUUGAACCUUCUCUUAUUAAUUUAAGAAAUAUUGAAAUACUUCUCAAAAAUAGAAUUACAAAAAUGAUACAUCAAUACAAAGAAUACAUAGAACAAUACCCAAAUAAACAGAUUGAACAAAAAAACCCAACAAAACAAGUUAAGGAUCCUUUAUCCUAUUUUUUUUAUUUAGACAAAGAUGUUGAAUCAUAUUUGUUUCUUAUUUGUCAAAAUUUUUUUUCUUAUAAUUUUGUAAACAAUCAUUUCAUAUUGCCAAGGGAUUCACUUUACUAUCGAAUCUUAUCCCAUUUAAAAAAAAAUAAAGAAAAUGGAUUAAAAUGA
Plasmodium berghei ANKA is the source of this 4197-nucleotide messenger RNA. RefSeq names its product conserved Plasmodium protein, unknown function. The transcript has a single exon. The record is from RefSeq and is a predicted model, not a curated record. Bases 1 to 4197 code for a protein of 1398 amino acids. NCBI's taxonomy places the organism in Eukaryota, Apicomplexa, Aconoidasida, Haemosporida, Plasmodiidae.